UAAAUCAAACGUGAUGGAAACAUAAUGAAUUAUUAUUUGAGAUACCUUUUAUAAUCUAUUGUUUUUUAUUUUCCCUUAUUUGACUCCAUUUUUUAUACGCAGUUUACAUACGAGAUACGGUCCUUUCCGAGUUUUUCUCGAAUUCAGUCACUCGGUUUAACUUCUUCAUUGAUUUCUCUACAAAAAUGAGCGCCGUAAGCUCUCUAUGUAGUAAAAUUUUAGUUGUAAAUAUCAUUCUGGUGACAUUUUUUGCGAUAAGUGAUAUUCAAGCAGCAUUUAAGCAUGAUGUUACUCCAUCGUGCCCUGCAUCGGAGGAUGUGUGUAAUAUAGAGCUUCGUGUUAAUUACAUCAUGAGUAUGAUGUCAUACAACUGGUCAGCUUUCCAAGGAUUUCCCGUUGACUACAAUAACGGGACGUUUUAUAAGAAGAUCUCGAAAUCGGUGGGAUCCACGACCCAUGUUUGCGAUCAGAUACCUUUGACGGAAGACGAAUUGGAGGAAGUACUGACGGUAGAUGGUAAUUACAAAUUCAUGUUCGCCAUCAACAAUCAGUUUCCGGCACCAACAUUGGUCUUCCAUGAUCAACAAGUGGUUAGCAUACGUGUGUACAAUGACAUGAGCAAUGAGGCAGUCUCCUUCCACUGGCACGGAAUGUUCCAGACCGGAAGUCCAUGGAUGGACGGUGUUUCCAUGGUAUCACAAUGUCCGAUUCAACCAGGAGAAUUCUUCACCUAUCAAUUCGUGGCCAGUCCCCCUGGCACGCAUUGGUAUCAUUCCCACCAUGGAGCCAUGCGGAGAUCAGGCCUAGCGGGUGCCUUCAUUGUGCUACCAAAAGAAGGGAAUGAAAGAGAUGAUAUUCCACCAGUAGAUAAGGAUGCGGUGUUUUUGGCCCAGGACUGGCAGGCUGCCGCGAGUGACAUAGAAGUCGUGAAGGAAAUGGAGUGGCUCAUGUACUCUUUUUCAAAAAGUAGCGGGAAAUUGGGAACACAAAUGAGAACGUAUGAUGGCUCCGUGUCAAGCCUAACUCAUCCAAUCAGCAGGGCCCUUGUAAACGGCAAAACCAAAUCAUUUUCUGAAAGCGACACUGAGAACGAGAAAGCAGUUCCAAUGGAAAUUUUCAAUGUGACCCAAAAUGGCUCUUUACUUCUUCGGAUAAUACAAACAGGGAUGACAGGGGAAUACAAAAUCUCCAUCGACCAGCACAGACUUCUUCUAGUGGGUUCUGAUGGCGGUGAUUUAAUUCCAACAUGGAUUGAUUACCUCAUCAUUAACCCUGGGGAAACCUAUGACGUCAUGGUAUUUGGGAACAACACCCCGGGAAACUAUUGGAUUCGCCUCGAGACAACAGAAGUUCUCGAUUUCUUUUAUAAUCCAGUUCAACCAAACGUGAGUUUUGCGCAGCUUCACUAUCAGGAAGCGGUAGAAGCUCUUCCGGACUCGGAGAAAAGGGAGUGCACUGUGUCGGAACCGUGUGUGAUGGCUAACUGUCACUGGAGUCCCGAUGCUUUAAAACGCUGGGAGCCAAAUACAAAAUGUGUGCCAAUCAACGAAGUGAAAUCAACUCCGAAGAGCGUUGCCCAAGUACCCGUUCCGAUACCAACCUCUGAGAACGACUUCCAGGAAGUCUUUUUAAACUUUCAUUUUUCCGGAAGUGACCUAAUUAGCCCUCGACCGGCCGUAAACACCAUCCAUUACAAGGGUCCUCCUGUUCCUCUUCAGUUAUAUCCGAAUAUCGUAAAUGAUCAAACUGUGGUGUGCAAUAACCAGGACACGGCUACCUGUGGGGACUACUGUCAGUGUACGCACGUCGUCAAACUGUCCACCACCAAAGUCACACAGAUUGUGCUCAUGGCCGAAGACGGUCUAUCGACGGGAACUGCACAUCCGGUUCAUCUCCAUGGCAACCGUUAUUACGUUGUUAAAUAUGGAGUAGGUGUCAUCAACGAGACCAGUGGAUUACUGCAAGGCCCGAACCAGGACAUCGAAUACUCUCCAGAUUACAGAUCUGCAAAAUGGCGCAACUCUAGUUGGAACAAUGGAAAUAUUCCUGACAUGAACGUAAACGAUCCGCCCCUGAAGGACACGGUUGUGAUUCCAUAUAAAGGAUAUGUUGUUCUCCGGCUUAAAACGGAAAAUCCAGGUUUCUGGCUAAUGCAUUGUCAUUUGGAAACCCAUAUGAGUGUUGGUAUGGCUGUUGUUAUUCAAGUUGGAGAUCCUAUGGAAAUGCCCAAGCUUCCGGACAACUUUCCAAUGUGUUCCAGUUAUCCUGCUUAUAACGAGCCCGAUUCCAAAUCAAAGUCGGGCUCGGGUGAAAAGUCAGGAUCCAGCCAUAUGGAGGAUGAUGCUUUGUUACAGCUUCCAAGUACAGAUGGAGGUAGCACCAAAUCACAAAGUGUUGGGAACAGUUACCAUAGAGACGACUACAGCAUGAUGAACAUCAGCGUGGGUUGGUUUGUGUUGAUGAUGAUUUUAAUGGUCUUAUUUGUGUUUGGGUUUUGCGCUCUUUCCGUGGUGUUGAUAAGCAGACAUUGCACCUGGACUUUCCCGGCUCGUAGUCGGCGUGGAUACCAUGACAUUGAUACGGAAGAACGGGUCGUAUUUUCAAAAUGAUCAUUUUUUUCUAGUAUAUCGGAAUUAUUGUGAAUGGAUUUUCUCUCCAAUGAUUACAUUAACAUUUCUGGUUUUCCACGCUAUAAAAAGUGUCAUUUACGCAAAUAAAAUAUCGCUUAGAUUUUAGUUUCUCCAACAAAAUUACAAGCUUAAGGCACAUGCGCUGAUCUAGAAAAUCUAUAAAUUGACACAUUGAGUUUCUCAAAUGGCAAAUAAAUUUAAUUAGCCAAUUACUGCCGCAGUAAAUGACAAUGCAGAUGUGCAUGCUACAUUGUUAUUUCAUCUUUUUUUUUUACCUUUUAAACUUCAUCAUGAUUUUCUUGUAAAUUAAUUAAAAAACCCAUCUUAUCUUUUUUAAUUGACAAAGAUGCUUGUUGUAUCUUAGAUCACGUUUUUUUAUUUACUUUUUUCAUACAGUGUACUCGUUAUAUUAUAAUGUGCUUGUGUUAUAAUUAAACAAAUAUAUAAUCAUAAUGUAGUUUACUAUAUUUAAGAUUCGGCUGAUAUUGUAUUAUUAUAUUGUAUUAUUUUUUGCUUAUGACUUUGCACAUCAUUAACACAGUAUAUUGUCUAUUAAAAAGCAUUCUUACAAUGCAUUUAAUAUUCAAACGAUGGGAUAUUGGGCAUUGACAUUACUAAAGUCAUGCAAUUAAAAUCACGGAGAACAACACAGUUGUUAUUUGUGUGUAUAUGUAUGUGAAAUUGCUUAAGCAAAUUAAAAUAAUUAUCAUGAAUGGUAAA
Magallana angulata is the source of this 3350-nucleotide messenger RNA. RefSeq lists its product as uncharacterized. Gene Ontology annotation, cellular component: plasma membrane. Lineage: Eukaryota; Metazoa; Mollusca; Bivalvia; Ostreida; Ostreidae. The coding region runs from base 186 to 2609 and encodes 807 amino acids. Gene Ontology annotation, biological process: iron ion transport. The transcript has 14 exons. Gene Ontology annotation, molecular function: copper ion binding; oxidoreductase activity. The record is from RefSeq and is a predicted model, not a curated record.